This is a messenger RNA of Chelonus insularis, 4666 nucleotides long. It is a transcript of the gene loco, whose product is annotated as locomotion defects. Gene Ontology annotation, biological process: signal transduction; regulation of G protein-coupled receptor signaling pathway. Lineage: Eukaryota; Metazoa; Arthropoda; Insecta; Hymenoptera; Braconidae. Gene Ontology annotation, cellular component: plasma membrane; nucleus; cytoplasm. The transcript has 11 exons. Bases 223 to 4299 code for a protein of 1358 amino acids. Gene Ontology annotation, molecular function: GTPase activator activity; protein binding. The record is from RefSeq and is a predicted model, not a curated record.
CCUGUAGAUUUUCCACCCCCGUAUAUUCACGCGUUUCUGCAAUGGAAAAUAACUGGACGUGUGAUGUUAAUUUAAUGUUUUUUGUGAUGCUAAAAGCAUAAAAUUUCUUUUAUAGUUUUAUUAAUGUAUUAAUGUGAUUUAGUUUUCAAGUUUAUGUGAUUUGUGCCUAUAGUUUUAAAAGUUUUAUAGAAAACGUGUUUGUGAAAGGAUAUAUUUGACAUCAUGCAUCAUAACAGAAGGAAGAAAAAGCGUAUUAAUUACGGAGUAAGAGUAGUAGAGAUAGUAAAGGGUUCAAAAGGAUACGGAUUUACAAUAUCAGGUCAACAACCUUGUAUUUUAAGUUGUAUUGUUCCUGGAAGUCCAGCUGAAACUGCUGGAUUACGUGCUGGAGACUAUCUUGUUGCUGUCAAUGGUUACAAUGUUGGUAAAGCACCGCAUGAUGAUGUUGUCAGAUUAAUAGGAAAUUCAAAGGGUAUUUUAAGACUUCAAAUUGCUGAGAACUAUUAUUCAGAUUCUUCUGAUGAAGAAGGACUUGCUACAGCUCGAUCUAAGCCAAAAUAUUCUCAUAAAACUACUCGUAGCAGUAAUGUUAAUGACUCUGUAUCUCAACUCCAGUACACUGUUGAUAAAGUAGUUCAGGAUUUACAGACUGGCGCAAUGUUUAAAUCCAGCUAUGACAAUCAACGAAUUUUACCUCAAAGUAAAAUGCAAUGUAGUCAAAAUGGUAUGUGCCAUCGUUGGAAUAUCACUAAUUCAUUAGCAUUACCACCACCACCUCCACCACCUCAUUCUAAUAAAAGAGAUACCGAAAAAAUUGUUCAUAGAACAGUUGUUGGUUAUCUUGGAACUAUCGAUAUUCCUAAUCAAUUGCAUCCAUCGAUUAUGAUGCAAGUUUUAAAAAAGUGUAUUAAAAGGCUGAAAGCUGAAAAAAGGAAUCCUACGACUGUGUUACUUACAAUUCAUGUUGCCAAUAUUAAAUUAACUAAUUCAGAGAAUAAUAUUAUUGCUGAAUAUCCAUCGCAUAGAAUUAUUUUUUGUAAUUCAUUUUCGGAACAAGAUCAACAAUAUUUCGGAAUUUUAACAAAAUCUGCUAAAGAUGCAUAUAAUAUUGUGUCUAAUUCUUGUCAUGUUUUUACAAUUUAUUAUAAGUUAAUUGAUCAUGCUGUACAUUUAAGUACAUCUAAUAUUUUUGGGUUUAUUUGUACUAAAACUUCUGAACUAAAUGUGUGCCAAGAAUUUCCUGAUAGCUGUAAUAGUCUAAUUGGUGCCAUUCAAACACUUUACAUUUCAAACUCAAAUGAAAACGGAAAUGAUCCAAGUGGUUGUGGGUUUCUAGAAACUCGUAGAAAUUUAGAUACUGUUUCACCACAACCAAGUAAUAUUAGCACGUCUACAGCACAUUCUAGCAAUUCAGAUUCUGGAAUUGGAUUCAAAGAUGAAUAUGGAAGCCAAUCUGAUCGCAAUAUAAAUAUUGACUCGCCUCUAAAGCGAUAUUUUCAUCCAAAUCAUCAUUUAGGAGCUUCAGAACCAUCAUUACUUGGACAAAAUAUUUCAAAUGAGUCUGCAAAAAUGCGUAUAGAAACUCGGAUGAGUUUGGAUCCUUGGACUGAUGACUCUCGUGUUGAAUUUUUAACUGAGAGUUUUGAAAAAACAAAAAAUAAUGAAAAUACAUUAACAGAGGGUGAAACGAUCAGUUGUCAUAACGAAGGGCAAAAUGAAACCCAAUGUAGUGGGGACUCCAACACCUGCCCUAAAACAUCUGCUGUAACAAAACUCAUCGAGCCAGUCGGUACUUGGUUCUUCUCUCAAACUCAUACUAAACGCUCCGAUAUGUCUGAAUUAAUGGAUAGUAUUAAACAAAAUGAUUACGAUAAAAGUGAUAUUGAAAUGUGCAAUAAACUUAGUCCAAAAGUUUUUAAUGUUUCAAAAUCAUUAGUGCAUAGUUUAGAGAACCUUAAGCAAGAUGAUGAACAAUUCUCAGCUUUAUUGAAUUCAUUUGCCGGUAAAAGUAAUGAACAAAGACUUUGGACUAGUUUACAAGAAAUACGAAAUGUUGAUCAAUUUAAAACUGAGACAGGGUUGUAUGACAGCACAGAUUCAUGCGAUAAACUAGAUAGCAACUCUGGAAUUCAUACGUGGGCUUCAGGCUUUGAAAAACUUUUAAAAGAUCCUAAAGGUCUAGAGACAUUUGCUGAAUUCUUGAAGAAAGAGUUUAGCCAUGAGAAUAUUUAUUUCUGGGCAGCUUGUGAACGAUAUAAAAAUACUGAAGAUGUGUCUGACAGACGUGCAUUAGCAUGGAAAAUUUAUCAACGUCAUUUAUCAGCGACUGCUGUGGAGCCAGUUAAUGUUGACAGUCAUGCUACAGGACAAAUUACACAGGAACUUCUUAAUCAUGCUCCUGUUGAUCUAUUUUUACAGGCACAAAAACAGAUUUUUAAUCUCAUGAAAUUCGAUAGUUAUCCACGAUUUUUACGAUCAGAUCUCUAUCGUCAUUGUUUAGAAACAGGAAGUAGCAAUGUUGUGAGUACAGAAGACUGUGAUUUAGCACUAACCAAUUCUCCGAGUGUGAAAUUAAAAAAAAGCCAUUCCGAUGCUGAAGACCGGUGUAGAAAAUCGAUUUUACCAUGGAACAGGAAAAACAGAUCAAAAUCUAAAGAUCGUGGAGAAUCUGAAUAUAAUAAAACACCGAGUCGUAAUGAAAUAAUUUACAAAAGCUUUACAACAAUGAAACGUGAUAAUGAAGGAAAUUCCAAUGAUGACAAUAUUUCUAUUUCAAGCAGUAGAUCAUCAUUAGCAUCUUGGGAUCUAGCAUUAAGGCAAUCAUUCAGUAAACAUUCUGUGGCAUCUUAUGAGGGGCAAUCUGAAAAAAAAGAAGCUCGUUCCAAAUGUACUGGACUGUGUCGUGUGAUAUUACCUGAUGGAUCCACGACUGUUGUUCCUACGAAUCAAUCGGAGUGCAUUAAAGACAUCGUAACUCGUCUGCUUGAUAAGCGAGCAUUAAAAUACUCUAAUUAUGAUGUUCUCAUACUAGCCACGGAUGAGCUGGUCAAUCUGAAAUAUUCUUCAUCAGUGUUAGCUGGACAAGAGGUAGAAGUGGUUCCAGCCAAAGUUUUAAAAGUUGAUUUGCCAUCUCGAAGGAUAUUGACUGUGGUAGCACAUAAAGGUCGUAAACUAAAAGAUGUUUUACGACCUUUAUUGAAUAAAUAUGGAUUUAAGUUGGAACUGAUUACCAUUUGGGGUGAUGGACAUCCAGUAUCAUUGGACAUUCCUGCCAUCAAUGCACCCUCUCGUCUUGUUUUAACCUCUAAUCAUGAAGAUUUUCAAAAAGAUGUCUUCAAAUGUCCUGAUAGUGUUCCUCAAGGGCAAUCAACACUCGAUGAAAUAACAAAUAAAGUAUUUGAAGAACUUCUAGUUGGAAAAAGUAAUAAUAAAUAUCAAAGUGAAGGUUCAUGUAAGUCUGACGAUCAACGCUCCGAAGGAUCAUCAAUUUUAUCAAAUAAGUUUUUCCUACGUGAUUCAACAGUCCUAGGAAAGAAGAGAUCUAAAAAUAAGGGCAGUAAUAUGAGUGAUAAAAGUACCUCUGAUUGUACUGGAGAAGAAAGUUCACAUUCAAGUCGACCACAUGCACCUUUAAUUGCGAAAUGGAGGAAUGGAGUCAAACUUCAGUUGCCUGGUAAACUCGAUAGUGAUGAAUUAUUGGAAGGAAUAAAAAGAGCUCAAAGAUCCAGACUUGAAGACCAAAGAGGAACGGAAAUUAAUUUCGAGCUUCCAGAUUUUUUGAAGAAUAAAGAAAACAAUAAACAUACGGAGGAAAAAAAAAUAAGAAGGGCACGUUUAACGGUAUCAGCAAAUUGCGAUAGCACAUCUAAGUUUUACGAUGCAUCAAUGUCAUUAAAUGACGAUAAGAAAAAACAAAACUAUACAACUCAUACUGCCAAAUUUGAAGAGAGUAAAUGCAAUAAUAACAUUGAAGAGUUAGACAAAAAUAUCAACGCAGCAGAUGUUAAUAAAAAUUCGGAGUGUUCGGGUAGUCUUGAUGUCACCCUUGAAGAUGGAGAUAAAACAAUUAUCGAAAAUGGUAACAUAUCGCCCUCAAAGAGUUUGGAAUCAUCGCCAUCUCAUUCAUCGUCUUCAACCAGUCUUUCGCCUACAAAAUUAUUAAAGCCUCCACCUCUUCCGCCUAAACCUAAAGGGUUGCUAUCAAAUGCUUUGAAACCCAGCCAAGUUCUUUCCACAAAACCAAUUUUGAGAUCCACACAAUUAACUACUGAAUCUCGUACAAAUAAUAAUAUUUUCUAGUUAUAUAAUUCCUCAUAUUUUUUUAUACUUUUACUAAUUGAUUUGAAAUAUGCUCUUCCAAUGUCUUCCUCUGAGAAUAAACAGACGCCCAAAUAAGGCUGGUCUAUAUCAUAAUUAAUAAAAUGGUAACUAAAUCAAAUACGGAGCUUAACAUGAGAGAAAAAUUUAUAUAAAAAUAGUUAGAAAAUUAAUUUUCUAAACGUAAACGGAUAGUUGUCUGAAAUCGAGAAAUAUUUAUAUAUAUUUAUAAAAUACAAAAUAAUUUUGUCUUGCCUAUUUAAAGCUGUCAAUUAAUAUAAAAUUAUUUUUAUAUAAUUAGUAAAAGACUAUUUUACUAGAAACUUCUUUUUAACAAAUUUUCUACAUA